CCAUAGGCAACGUUUUUACACCGGGAGGGGGAUGGGUGAGGUACAAACAGACACAAACGUUCGUUAUUUAUUUAUUUAUGUCUUUCGGUCGGUACGACUCGUCGUGUGCAAAAACCCGAGUUUGCACGACGAAUAUUCGCGCGUUCCGCUUUUUUUUUCAUUAUUAUUCGCCAUUCGCGAAACUCGUAGCAGGAACCAGUUUCGAUUCAACGCGUUCAGUCAGUCCUGUUCGACGUUGUUCGGAGGCUUUUUUCAGUUUCUUUGGUCCUUCGAGCCGGAUAUUUGCGUACAAAGAUGCGGUUUUAAAGUGAUUUAUCAAAUAUAGUGGAAGUAUUGGUUUUAGUGAUGGUGGAAUACACUUAUCCAUACAACAGAGACGACCUAGUAAUCCUGAUCCCAGUGCAGCUAUCCAUAUCGCGGCCCUUCUACGCUACGCCAUAUUCAAUUGCAAUAACUUUAUGCAUAAUUGCGAUGCUUUAUCUAUACUUUAAGGCGGUAAAGGAACCUAGAUCAUUGGUUGAAGUGUUCAUCAUCUUCUUGUUGAUCUUCAGCGGAAGAUCUCUUCACCAAGAGAUCAAUACGAAAUAUUUCCGUAUAUUCUUUAUGAGCCUGAUGGUCAUCGCCUUUUAUGCCUGUACGUUAUUUAAUAUCCAAAUACUCUCAUCGCUUACCUUAAAACCAGCGGCGCUAGCAGUGAAAUCAGUGGAGGAGUUCGCCAGGACCAACUACGUCAUUUAUUCCACUAAAACUAUUAAGAACGUCCUCUUGGGAUCCUUACAGAGCGACACAGUGAAAACGAUCCUUAAAAGAAUGGUGAUCUUAGCGGGAGAAACCGAUGACAAGUUAAUAGAAGAAAGACUAAGAAACUGUAGUGCGGACUAUGCGGUUAUCUGCAGGAAAAGCACCGCGCUAUACUACUUGGAGCUGAGCAACGUCCAAGGCAAAGAUUUCUGCUACAACAUCGUUCCGGAGCCAAUAAUGCCGUCGCUGGUAACGUACAUUUUGGCCUACCGAUCGCCGUUCCAGGACAAGUUCAAUGAGGUACUAUCCAGGAUCAUCGAGAACGGACUGGUGGCGAACUAUACGGAGUAUCAAACGAAGAAGAGGGUGAAAAUUGCGGACGAGUUUAAACCCUUUGGGAUGACGAGUAGUAACGAGAGAUCCGGAUGGGUGAUACUGGUUUUCGGCCUGGUUGUUGCUUUUUUCACUUUUUUGAUUGAGGUUUUCUUGUGGCCUCAGGUAGAGGUUUGUAGGGAAUAA
This is a messenger RNA of Anthonomus grandis grandis, 1260 nucleotides long. RefSeq lists its product as uncharacterized. NCBI's taxonomy places the organism in Eukaryota, Metazoa, Arthropoda, Insecta, Coleoptera, Curculionidae. The coding region runs from base 346 to 1260 and encodes 304 amino acids. The transcript is spliced from 2 exons. The record is from RefSeq and is a predicted model, not a curated record.